This is a messenger RNA of Porites lobata, 3945 nucleotides long. The record is from the annotation of a GenBank genome assembly. Lineage: Eukaryota; Metazoa; Cnidaria; Anthozoa; Scleractinia; Poritidae.
AUGGCGGACACCUUGACUCUGAAUGUGGAAAGUUUUAAAGAAGCUGUUUCAAGCGUUUUAUCGUUUUUGGGAAUAGCAAAGUUGUAUCCGCACCAGGAGAACGCGCUUUUCCAGUUUUUGUCGCGGAAAGAUGUGUUCGUCAAUCUUCCGACGAGUUAUGGCAAGUCUUCGAUAUACCAAAUUGCCCCUCUCGUUGCGAGUAGACUUCGAGACUUUCCGGAACACUGUAUAAUCGUGGUUAUAUCACCAUUAGUCGCCCUAAUGCGCGAUCAAGUAGCCAGUCUUCAGAAGCAUGGCAUCGCUGCAGGAUAUGUCUUUGCAGAGCAGGAACAAACGAUUUUGACAGAUGUAGAAAGGGGCAAGUAUAACAUCGUGUUUGCCUCUCCGGAAUCUAUGCUGUCUGUGAAUCGGUGGAGGAGAAUGCUUACCUGUGAGUUAUACAAGAAACACUUAAUUGGGGUUGCCGUCGACGAGGCUCAUUGUAUUUCGCACUGGUAUGUUGUACUUGCCUUUUGACUACUACGCAUUAUGUUAGCGGUAUUAUUUUGUGUCAAAUUAUUAGCUAAUGAGUGAGCAGCAUUGACUAGGUAAAAGGUCGUGUUUGUAUAUAGUAUUUUUAAUGACUCUAAAUGAUUUCACGUAUGUAAAUCUGACCUGUCAGUUUGUUCUCGGCCUUUAUAAAAUAAUGUACCUAUGUAUUUCAGCUGUUGAUUCGCAAAUAAAAUACACAGGAAUGUUACGGUUUUAAUUCUGUUAUUUAUCAGACCCCAGUUUUUCAACAUUAGGUAAAGCUGUGCCCGAGGCCUUUAAUUAUCAAACCCCAACAAAAGUGCUCUGGGCCAAAUAAGGAAUUCCUCCUCUUCCCCCUGGGUUGUAUCUACAAGUAAAAUAAAUUGUACUUUAUAUGGCUCAGUGACAGAAUAUGAUUUUACCAUUGGCCUGAAUUCCGUCCAAUUACUUCGAGUCUUUAUUACUCCCUACCAUUCCCACUUGAGUCAACAAUUUUUUAUGAUUUUGGUUUGUGAUGACAAACUGAUAGCUUGCCAACUAACUAACUCUGUCAUUACAUCAUAACAUUUCCUGGUUGAGUGAAUAAAAGAAACCCAUUGAUCAUGACUCAAGCUUAAUACUUGGUACCAUUCACCUUUAUACAGCCAAGUAAACUUUAUUGCUACAAAGGGCUUCUGUGGUGUCUUGUCAAGAACAGUUUUGACCAAAGCAAACAGCAAGUAAAGACAUCCAGGGCCAGGUUGUUCGAAAGUGUUUGAGAUAUCUAGGGUUAGUGCAAAAAUUGCACUCAGACAUGAGAGCUUAAAAACUAAAUUCAGUGUACCGGUAAUUCCCUAAAAAGAAGAGAGUCCAAGAGAAUGCUUUCGAUAAAAAGAAAAACAAACUUGGGUUAAAAUUUAACCCCAGAUGAGAAAAUGAGUCAAAUUCAGGCUAUAGUGCUAACUGGUGUUCGAACAACUGGACCCUGAGCUAUAAGUGGUAGAGUGAUUUACUCAUUCUAUAUAUAAAAAAAUUAUAGUAGACUUCUAAGCCGUGUUGUUACUGUAAUCUAUUGUUUCCUUUUCUUUACUUGCACCUAACUGGCACCUGAUCGAUAUUGUUUUAUGGGUCUAGUAAAAUCACUCUGUUUUUUUGUUUAAAAACAAUUUUCAAAUAGCAGUGAUCGUUAAAACUGAUCUCUUUUUUUAAUUGUUGACAUAAUAGGUGCUAUAUCCAUCUCCAACAUUCCAACAUUCCAAAAUCUGUCCGACGUCCAAAGUGGUUAAAAUUCAUUGCUACAUGUAUAUACGAGAAAUGAACUAUAAUAUAAUAUUAUGUUCCAGCUACAUAAUAAUAGUAGUAGUAAAUAAUAAUAAUGCUUCUUUUUAUAUACAGGGUGUCUUCUUCCCUUAUGUUCUACACAAUACAUGUUUUGCUUUGCCUUGUGUCAUUCCAGAAAGUAUAUAUACUUCCAAAUGGUGGGCAAAAGAAAUUCCAAGGGGAGGGGGAUCCAAAAGCAGGCAAUUUCUGAGCAGGAGUUGAGGAAGGGGUGGGUUUUCAAGGUCUGUUUGCAAGGGGGCUCUAAGAAAGAUUGUUGAGUUUACUUUGUAAAUCAAAAUAAACAGCUUUUUAAUUGUGCAAGCUGUAUAAAUUUACUAACCAGUGUUUCAAUAAUGAAUAAAUAUUAUGCUUUCAGUAACGACCAUUUAAUGUAAUCAUGUGAAUGUUUUUUUUUUAAGGCUUACAAUUAGUUAUUAGCUAAGAAAGUCUUUUCUACCGAGCAAAUAGUAUUUAUUGAGCUAUGUGUCAAGAUUAAUAAAAAAAUUUGUUUCUCCUUUUGUUACAGAAACAAUUCCAUUUAGCCUGAAUUUCAUCCGAUUACUUCGAGUCGUUAUUACUCCCUCAGUUUGAGAGGAGAAAACGACUCGAAGCAGUUAGAUGAAUUUCAGGCUAAAUUCUAUUUAAAUCGUAUGGAUUUUGUGACAGAAAUAUGUUUUCCAGGGAGAGGCCCAAUGAAGAUGAAAAACUCAUGAACAUUCCAGGGGGUGGGGGAAUGAAAGGCAUCUGGGGGUCUGAAGCAAAAUUGCCCAUAGGGUGGUAUAUAGAUAUUUUCUGGAACUACACAUUAACAGUAUAAGUAUUAUAACAAUAUCAUUAUAAUUUAUUAAGAAGUGCCUCUGUUCACUUUUGUUAGGGGGCAGACUGGAAAUGCUGGUAAUGUGGCUUUCCGAAAAUGGUACUCUUUCUUAAAUGAACUGCGUUCGUUGGUUUCCAAUGGCUUGCCUUUCAUGGCUUUGACAGCAACAGCAUCAAAACAUACAAAGAGAGAGAUUUUUAGAGUGCUUGAGUUUACCACCCCUCAUGAAAUUGUUGAGAGUCCUGAUCGUAGAAAUAUUGUGUAUGUUUGUCAACAAAUAGACAGUGGACAAGAAAUAAACGACUAUUUUGGAUGGCUCAUUGAUGCAAUUAAAGAGAAAGGCAAGGAUGCCGAGCAGGUUUUAGUUUAUUGUCAAACUGUGAAACAGUGUGCAAGUCUGUAUCAAUUGUUCUCCAAUAACCUUGCCAAAUGUAUGUACUCUGACAAGUCAUUUAACCCCCAAAAAAGGUUGGUAGAAAUGCUGCACUCCAAGACACCUGAAUCUGUCAAAAACACAGUGUUGGAUUCUUUUAGAAGGGAGAAUGGCUUGAUCAGAAUUUUAUUUGCCACUAUGGCAUUUGGAAUGAGAGUGAACACAAAAGGGGUAAGAAGAUGCAUUCAUGUUGGUCCACCAAAGAACUUGGAGGCCUAUGUUCAGGAAAGCAGACGAUGCGGCAGGGAUGGAGAACAAAGUCAUGCAGUUGUCUUAUUUAAUGCUAAAUUAUGCACUCAUGUAGAGGAAAACAUGAAAGAGUACUUGGUCUCUAACGAUUGCGGAAGGAAAUUGCUUCAGCAGCCUUUCGAUCAAACUACAUCCUCCUUAGUUUCCUUAGUUUCCCAACCUUUGCUGUGACAACUGUGCAAGAAAUUGUAAAUGCAACCAACUAGGAUGCCCACCAGCCCUUAACGUGCCUUUGGAUAGGAAUCAAGAUGACAAACCCCUUACAAUAAAGCGUGAUGUCUCUACCGCUCAGAGGAAAAUACUACGUAAAAAGUUAGAAUGUUUACAGAAGUCUCUUGUUACAAAAUCUAUGCAAGGUGAUCAAAAAGAAAGAAGGGCUACUGUCCUAUCUUGCCCAAACUUUUUCCUUGAAUUUACAAAGACUCAAAUAGAACAAGUUUUGGAACAUUGUGCUUGUAUUGCCAGUAUUGAUGAUGUGAAAAGAAGUGCUGAAAUUUGGCAGCACAAACAUGCUGUUGAAGUUUGUAAAAUCUUCAGCGAAGUAUUUGAUGAUAUGAUACACAUGACCAGAAGUGAAGAUAGUGAUGAGAGUGAGGAGGACAAUGAUGAUCGUGAAGAUCUUAGUAUAUAUUUUUAG